This is a messenger RNA of Scomber japonicus (chub mackerel), 4078 nucleotides long. RefSeq names its product suppressor of cytokine signaling 2 (gene socs2). Gene Ontology annotation, biological process: intracellular signal transduction; phosphatidylinositol phosphate biosynthetic process. Gene Ontology annotation, molecular function: 1-phosphatidylinositol-3-kinase regulator activity. Gene Ontology annotation, cellular component: phosphatidylinositol 3-kinase complex. The record is from RefSeq and is a predicted model, not a curated record. The coding region runs from base 390 to 974 and encodes 194 amino acids. The transcript is spliced from 3 exons. Lineage: Eukaryota; Metazoa; Chordata; Actinopteri; Scombriformes; Scombridae.
GGUGAUGAGGCGGAUCCGCGGACUCGGUUCUCGGCGGCACAGUGACGUCCUGACGGGCUCCGUGUUCAGGACACCGACCUUCCUCUGCUGCCUCUCCGGUCAACCGGGAAUCAGUCGGUGUUAACGGAGCUGCGGCGGUGUGUGUAAUCCGCCAUUAGGAAGCAGGAGGGGGGGAGAAGCUGCAGAUCAAGCCCGAGACAGGAGCUGCUCUGCGGGGGAAGCAGGCGCAUGUUCCCGCUGACAUGUCCGCGGUUACCGGAGGAUAGACCGGCAGCUCUCUAACAGCAAGCCCCGUUACCGACCAGCAGCAGACGUCGGAGGCGAUUGGCUCAUCGUCUCAUGUCCUGUCUGCCGGCCUUCAGCUGAAGGCGGCCGGUGGGAUCCGACCAAUGACCUGCCAGUCGUCAGAGUCCGCCGACACCAUCGAGAGCGAGAGACGAUCGGACAGCAACGCUACGACAGACGAGAGCCGCAUCGCCUUAGCCAUGAAAGACCUGAAGAACACCGGCUGGUACUGGGGCAGUCUGACUGCCAACGAGGCCAAAGAGAUCCUGCAGGACGCGGCUGAGGGGACAUUUCUGGUGCGGGACAGCUCUCAGAGGGAUUACCUGUUCACCAUCUCAGCGAUGACGUCCGCGGGUCCCACCAACCUGCGCAUCGAGUACAAACACGGCAAGUUCAAGCUGGACUCGGUGGUCCUGGUGAAGCCCAAGCUGAAGCAGUUUGACAGCGUGGUGCAUCUGGUGGAGCACUACGUCCAGCUGUCCAGGACAGGACUCAAGGCUCCGCCCAGCUCUCAGCUGCCAGCCAAUAGCACGGUGCAGCUGCUGCUCACCAAACCCGUGUACACCGCCACACCGCCGCUGCAGCACCUCUGCCGCGUUGCCAUCAACAGGACCACUCGGCGAGUCCAGGACCUGCCGCUGCCCAACAGACUGAAGGACUACCUGACGGACUACGCCUACAACGUGUAGCCGCGUCCCAUCAUGCCUUGCUGCUGCAGCUCGGACAUGCAAUAAUGAGCAGUAAGUCCGCAGUAAUGAGAUUUCCCACCCUGACAGGAGCCUGAAUGUGUUGGCUGAGAAACAAACCACUCUGUUUCUGUUGGCGGCGCCACAGACAGGAAGUUACCUCAGCUCUGACACAGGAAGUUGACGCUCCGCACGCUGCAAGGUGCUGCAUUCACUGACCACAGGGAGAGUUCAAAGAGCCCUCUGCAGGAGCCUCAGGACCAGAGUCACAUGUGUAACCACGGCGAUGUGAUUGACAGAUGGAUAGAAUGAAGGUUUGGUCACAUGACGCAGCAGCAGAGUUUCUAUUGGCUGAAUUUAAACUGCUGCAGGAUUGAAGCGUCAUGUGACCAACACCUGAACACACCGUCUGCCUCAGAGCGACAAAUCAGAUUCAUUCAAAUUUUUAAUUUAGUUUUUACACGUUAAAUAUCUGCUGAGUCGUUAAAACAUGCAGUAAAGUUGAAGCAUGUCGUCAUGACGACCGUGAGAACUGUGAUAAUGUUGCGAGCCGUUUGAGGGUUUAAAACACAAUAUGACAACAUAUCUAAAUAAGUGAUUAAUUACAGAGUCUGGCUGUCGUGAGGCGUUGAUGGGUUUUAUUAACAAGUCAGAAAUAUCGGUGCUUUUUAGAGUUUCACAGUCAAACGAUAUUAAUGAGUCUGAAACUUGUAACUGUGAUAACUGCUGAUGUGUCAGCUGUCGUCACCUGGAGGUGAAGGUUGGAUGAUCUUCACUCAGCUCUGAGUGUUUACCUGCUGGACGUCGCUCAGGAAGAAAAAACAACAAUCUGUUUCUAUGUUUGGAGUAAAACCCAACAGCAGAGUGGUUAUUUCAGGUUUUUUAUAACUGAUAACAAUAUUUUGACCAAUAUUCACUUGUUUGACAUAAAAAGAAGAUUUUUAACAUCUGACUCGUUCGUCUUCAGGCUGAAUAUUUGAGAGUUCAGGAUGUCUGAUAACGAUUGAUUGGACGAUUAAUUAGUCUACACAAACAUGCAGAGUCGUGUUUGUUGGUUCGUUUAAUUACAGACGAUUCAUCAGAGUCACAGAAACAACUCCUGCUUUUAUAAAAUGGAUACAAAAUAAUUAAGAAACGCUGGACGUUUUAUUUCCAGCUGAUCUAAAACUGAUCAAGUUUAUAUCAGCUUGGCUGAAACUGUAAUAGAAAGUUUUAUUUAUAUAUUUGAUUUAAAGUUAAUCUCUGCAGCAUUUUUAAAACCAGUUACAAAAACCUCAAAAGGUAAAAAGAGGCAGUUAUGGUGCUACUGAUAAUAAUCAGUCUGUAGAUGAUCUUCUAGAAGAAAACCAAAUGUGAUUCUCUGAAUGUAUUAAAUUCACUGAAAACGGACAGAAACUAAACAUCAACAAUCAUCAUCACUGUUUAGAAACUGAGCCGAGGAUGUUUAAACUGGUCUGAUUGGCUGAUGGAGCGGCAGGUAAACGACCUGAUCGAUCCUCCUGCUGGAAAACAAACAAACGUGUUGAUCGUUUUCAUCUGGACAAACGUCACAGUCUCUUUAAUAACAAGUCCUCCACACAGACUUUGUCCCCGCUGGCUGUAGUACUCACUGCCUCUGGACCAAUCACAUCACAGGAAAACAAACAGCUGAUAUGAGACAGAGCCGCUGGUGCUCGAACUGUUUGAACUGAAACUCAAAGUCAACAACACGUUUAGCUUCAAGUUCACAACAAACAUGAUUACUCAUGAUUCACUCUGAGUGUUACCAGGGGCCAACAAAGGACUGACCAGGGGCCAACCAAGGACUGACCAGGGGCCAACAAAGGACCGAUCAGGGACCAACAAAGGACCGAUCAGGGACCGAUAAAGGACUGACCAGGGGCCAACAAAGGACUGACCAGGGGCCAACAAAGGACUGACCAGGGGCCAACCAAGGACUGACCAGGGGCCAAUAAAGGACCGAUCAGGGACCGAUAAAGGACUGACCAGGGGCCAACAAGGGGGCGACAAAGGACUGAUCAGGGACCAAGAAAGGAAUGACCAUGGGUCGAUAAAGGACUGACCAGGGACUCACAAAGGACUGACCAGGGACAGAAAAAGGACUGACCAGGGGCCCACAAAGGACCGAUCAGGGAACAAGAAAUGACUGACCAGGGGCUGAUAAAGGACUGACCAGGGGCCAAUAAAGGACCGAUCAGGGACCGAUAAAGGACUGACCAGGGGCCAACAAGGGGGCGACAAAGGACUGAUCAGGGACCAAGAAAGGAAUGACCAAGGACUGAUAAAGGACUGACCAGGGACCCACAAAGGACUGACCAGGGACCAAGAAAGGACUGACCAGGGGCCCACAAAGGACUGACCAGGGACCAAGAAAGGACUGACCAGGGACCAAGAAAGGACUGACCAGGGACCAAGAAAGGAUUGACAUUAGUUUUCAGCUCUAAACUGAAUCGGUUUCAGUUUUUCGGUCUCAAACAGAAGAAGACUUUCUCUCAUUUGAUCAGAACUGGUUUUUGUUUCUGUGACUCUAAAAUGUCCGGCAGCGCUGCGAGGGUCCACCUCCAUCUUUCCAUCUUCUAGCGUCACUCUUGUGUUUAUGAAGUGGGGGGGGGCUGGGGGCCGUUUCCAUGACGAUGACGAUUUGUUAGCAGCAGUAGGUCACUCAGGUAAAUGGGUCUCUCUCUCUCUCUCUUUCUCUCUCUGUCUCUCUCUCUCUCUCUCUCUUGCACUCGUUGGUCCACUGUGUUGAUUUGUGUCGACUCCACGCGAUGUUUCUUUAAUAUUUGAAUAUUCUGAUGUCUUAUUUUUGUACGGAGGACUAAUCAUUGAAGGGAAGGGUCGUUUUCUUUCUCCUGUUCUGAGACCAGAUGACGGAUGAAUAGAUGUUGAAGCAGGUCGAUGACUCUUUGUACAUAUCACAGCUGUGGGACUGAAUCAGCUCUGGGCCUGUUUGAUUUUUUAAAAUAUUUAUUGAUUGUGUCUCACUGUGUUUUCUGGUACAUGUUUUUGUAACGAGGCUGCUCACACUCUGAAAGCAUGCUCUGCCUCUGAAAUGUUGAUCGGCUCCACUUAUGAGAUCAAUAAAUUUUUUAUAUGGUGCUUCAUCA